AUGCAGCCGACGUUCAGGGACCUGUCCAUGAACAUCACGGGGUCCUUGGCCAAGCAGCAGCAGAAGCUCGUCGCGCUGGCAACGGACAGCGACAAGGAGCUCUUCGGCUUAGUCCCGCAGCGGUGGAUGGAGUUCACGGCCUACGUGCGCAAGAUGAUCGUGGACCACAGCUUGGGCGCCAGCGAGAACCGGUUGAGGCUCAUCUCGUUCGGCGUCUUCAACUGCGCGGACAGCGUGGCGAAGUUCUGGAGAGCUCGCGCCCUGUACUUCAGGGAGGCGGUGGCGUGUCUCGUCGGCGGGCCCGAACGGAUGACCUCCACGGACUACUCGCACGUGACCCUCUGGCUCUACAGCGCCCAGGCGGAGGUCGCCGAGGUCCUCGAGUGCGGCGGCCCAGCUGCGGCUGUCUACGCGAAGCGCAUGUCGCAGAUCAUCCUGGCCGGCGUGGUGGACGGGCUUAGCCUCGAUGCUCCGGCCAUGUCCUCGAAGCUGAAGUCCGCGAUGCAGGCGCUGGAGCAGCAGCGGGCCGAUGCUGCCGAGAUGCUUCAGCUGAUGGCUGCGCACUGCCCCAGGGAGGACUCGUUUCUCAAGCCGCUGCCCGAGAUUCGCGCGAUGUGGAACGCUAUGGCGGCCGAGCCGGGCGACGAGGCGACGGGUGGAGCUGCGGUGGGAGUGGCGUCGACCAGCGAGGAGGAGACGGUGCCAGCGAUGGCCAUGCACUCCUUGGCGCUCCACCUCGAGCAGAAGCUAUACGACUGGGCGUUCCAGGGGGAGCACGCGUCGACCCUCGCCCCGGACGCGCACGCCGACACCUUGAUGGGGGACGCUUUCGACCCUGCGGCUGCCAUCUACUGGACGAAGACGGAGUUAUGCGUGGCGCCGGAGAAGGACCUGGUGUUCAACAUGAUUGGGGAGGUCUCGCGUGUCCCCGCGGUUGGCGGCUACAAGAUGUGCACGGUGAGUAAUGUCGACUUGUUCGUGAACCCGUCCGGGAAGGAUUUCACGGUUCCGGAGUUCGUUCCAGCUUGGCUACUGCCGCUGGACACGGACGACCUGCGCAAGGCAGAGACAGGCGACGAUGGGAACGUUGCUCGCAUUAUUACGCUCGAGGCCGUCCAGAAGGAUAUACCCUUCUCGUACUCCUACACGUACUUCGCGGCUCGCAAGACCAUCAAGACGACGCUCACAGUGUGGCAGCUCAAGAUGCCCGAGAGUGACGCGUUCACCAAGGAGAUCGCUGCCGCCCCCACCAACACUCGGUUCAGGGUCGCCAGGGGCGAGAUCAAGAACGCCGUGAAGACGGCCCCGAAGCUCAAGAAGGCCGCCCGGGGCAAGGGCCGGGGCAAGGGCGCCGCCGACAGCGAGCAUCAGCCGCAGCAGAACGUGCCCGCCGAGCAGCGGCACUUGCUCAGGUAG
Messenger RNA from Prorocentrum cordatum, 1416 nucleotides. NCBI's taxonomy places the organism in Eukaryota, Dinophyceae, Prorocentrales, Prorocentraceae. The record is from the annotation of a GenBank genome assembly.